UCAAGUCAAGAGUAAAAGGCAUUUUCUAUACGAAGGCGCUCCAUUUUAGACUCCAUCAUCUUUUACUAACAUGUCUGAAAUCAGGCAAUAGCUAGUCUAUAAAUUAAAAAAAGAAUGCUAAAGUGAAGUUAAAAAGUAUAAUGUCCCUUCCGCAAUACCUAAAACUAUUAUAGAUACAAGACUUUACGUCUAUUAGCUCAUGAUAAAAUUGUCGCAACUUAUCAAGGUUGAUUUAAGAUAAAAUUAGUUAAAACAAAUUGUGAUCUUCAUGAUGAAAACGAAUUCAGUAGCUCUGAUGUGGGCCUAGCUAUGAACCCUCUUAAAUUGAGGUUGAUUAAUAUUUUUCUUGUGUUUUUGGUACAAUGAAAAUGAGUGAAGUGAAUGCACAGAUGCCGGCAGAACGUGACAACGAUGAGCCUGCCAACGCUCCCACUGCAAUGCAGGAAGUCAAUCUGGCGCUAAAGGAAUGCGGCUUGGGCCUCUUCCACAUACGACUGAUGUGCACAUCCUUUUUCGGUGUCGCAGCCGGAGUCGCCGUGUUGAACAGCACACCUUACAUAUUGCCUAUAGCGGAGUGCGACCUUAAUAUGAGUUUACUACAGAAAGGAGUUUUGAAUGCUAUGCCUUUUGUUGGUAUGGUAUUAAUAUCGGUGGUAGCAGGUUUUUUAACUGACAUAUUCGGUCGUAAAUUUUUUAUAUUGAGUGGAUUUAGUGGCCUCUUCAUAUUUACGGUUAUAAGUGGAACCAGCCAAACUUAUUUAGUGCUAGCCAUUUGCAAAUUUUUCGAAGGAUUAUUAUCAGCCACCUCGUUCUCAGCUUUGAUAACACUGACGUCAGAGUUUUGUCAUAGUGACAUCAGAGAUCGAGUAAUGCUGUUACAGUCUUCAUUCACCGCAAUCUCUCAAAUUGCUAUUGCUCUCAUGUCAUGGGCUAUAUUGCCUCAACAUUGGGAAUAUACUCUGUUCAAUGGAGCUAUUGUUUUGCACACAUGGAAUUUUUACCUAUUCAUCAUGUCGUUAUGGUCACUAACGGCCACUCUGCUUUUCGCAUUCCUACCCGAAAGUCCCAAGUACUACAUAACGCAGAAACGAUACGAGGAAGCGAGGGAUAUACUCAUUAAAAUUUAUAAGCAGAAUACACGGAAACCGGCUGAUACUUUUGCCUAUAAAAAUAUUUGGAAAGCGAAGACUAAACAAGAUAUAGAAGAGUCUUCAGGGCCCGUUUCAAGGAAAAAUCUUGGGCCCAUGCUGUCGGCUGGUCUACACAAUGUUAAAGCUAUGUUGCAUAAACCUCGGGGACUGUAUCUGUUACUUUUUUGCACUCUCAACUUCUUUUCAAUGCUUUUAUACAAUGUAAUAAGGAUGUGGUUCCCUCAGCUGUCGACGAUUGUAGAACAUUACAGUAGUACAGACAGUCAAGAUCUGUGUGUCAUGUUAGAUGCCUAUACGCAUGACUUGAGUGUAAUGAGCUCAAAUGUUACAGUGGACGAAGUUUGCAUACCAGUGGUUAGUGGAACAGAGACUUAUAUAAACACCGUGAUCCUUGGCUGCGUAUGUAUAGUACCGUACAUCGUCACAGGCGUGCUAGUGAACAAAGUUGGGAAGAAAAACCUGUACAUAGCGUGUUGUCUCAUCUCUGUGGGUGCUACGUUGGGGCUUAGAUGGGCGAGUUCCAAGAUUGGCUUUGUCGCUCUAUUCUCGUUCGACGUUUCAAUCUCGCAGACGAUGAAGAGUCUCAAUCAAGCUCUUGUUGUGGAGCUUUUUCCGACCACUAUAAGAUCUCUUUCACUUGCUAUGAUAAUGACGAUUGGUCGAAUUGGAAGUGUAGUUGGAAAUGUCUUGUUUCCUAUACUACUGGACAUGGGCUGUGCUGUACCAUUCUUCACUUUAGCUGGGACUAUGAUAGGUACCACGUUAUUGACACUACUGAUACCAGUGAAGAAAAAGUGAUUUACCUACUAUAAAUUUUCUAUUUAACGUAAAUUUUUAAUAAAAGUUUAUUUUCUA
Molecule: messenger RNA, 2006 nt
Organism: Maniola jurtina (meadow brown)
Lineage: Eukaryota; Metazoa; Arthropoda; Insecta; Lepidoptera; Nymphalidae
Product: synaptic vesicle glycoprotein 2B-like
Exons: 10
Coding region: 363-1949 (528 amino acids)
Biological process (GO): transmembrane transport
Cellular component (GO): membrane
Molecular function (GO): transmembrane transporter activity
Source: RefSeq, a predicted model, not a curated record